UUAUUUUGUUAGAGAAGGGAUGAUCAGAAGGAAUUGACACACUGACAUAUACAUGUCAGAGACAAUUCCAGACUGACAGAGGAACAGCAAGAGGGCAGAGCUUGAUCUUAGAAAAGACACAUUUACAAAAUGAGACAGAACUAGAAAAUAUAAAUAAGUAGAGAAAUACCGCUGAUACAAACUUUGCCAGAUAUGGCCUUUCUACAGACGUCUGCACUUUUCCUAGUAUUAUUAGUUAUCUUUAAUACACAAUGUAGAGCAGUAACAAUAGAGGAUGAAGAUGAUUAUACAAUUAAAAGUUCGAAAACGGAUGCUGGCUCCACAACCAACACGUCCGGGGAUGCACCUGCAGGGAUCACAACUCUACCCAUUGUCAUCUGGAAGUGGCACCAUGUAGAAACUCCUUACCUGGUGGCUCUCUGGAUAUUGACCUGUUGGCUUUGUAAAUUAGUUAGUGAACUGAACCACAAAGUCACCAAUGUGAUUCCAGAGAGCGGCGUGCUCAUCAUCCUCGGAUUCGUUUUGGGAGGAAUAGUCUGGGGAGCGGACAAGGCGCAGACAUUCAAACUGGCCCCUGUCAACUUCUUCUACUACCUGCUGCCUCAGAUCGUCUUGGAUGCGAGUUACUGCAUGCCAAACAAGUUAUUCUUCAGCAACCUGGGUGCCAUUCUGCUCCACGCUGUUAUCGGAACGUGCUGGAACGCGGCUGCCGUGGGCAUUGCGCUUUGGGGCUGCUACGAAGGGGGCGCGAUGGGAGACUUGGACAUCGGCCCCCUGCAGUUCCUGUUGUUCGGUGCUCUGUUGUCAGCUGUGGACCCCGUGGCUGUGAUUGCCGUGUUCGAAGAAGUCCACGUGAAUGAGGUUCUCUACAUCCUGGUGUUUGGAGAGUCGCUGCUGAACGAUGGAGUCACAGUGGUGCUUUAUAAUGUGUUUGAUGCCUUUGUAUCAUUGGGAGGCCCGAAGAUCAAUGCUACAGAGAUCAUCAAGGGCAUAAUUUCGUUCUUUGUGGUGGCGUUUGGAGGCUCGUUCCUUGGUGUCGUAUUUGCAAUUAUAACAUCCCUGAUGACUAGGAUCACCUAUAAAGUUCAGAUCAUUGAAGCUGGUUUCAUCAUCGUCAUUGGCUACCUGUCGUACCUGACAGCUGAGAUGCUGUCGCUCUCUGCAAUCCUUUCGAUUACCUUUUGUGGGGUCUGCUGUCAAAAGUACAUCAAUGCCAACAUGGACGAGAAAUCGGUGAUAACGUUACGUUACACCCUGAAGGUGAUGGCCAACGGCUCAGAGACCAUGAUCUUCGUCUUCCUAGGAGUUUCGGCUAUCGAUAAAAACAUCUGGGUUUGGAACACUGGCUUCAUCCUUCUCACCGUCCUGUUCAUUGUUGUAUUCAGGUUCAUGGGUGUUUUUUUUCUCAACUGGAUCUUAAACCAGUCCAGACUGAUUCCCAUUAGCUUCACGGAUCAGCUUGUGAUGAGCUACGGUGGUCUGCGAGGGGCGGUGGCUUACGGAUUGGCGGCCAUUUUAGACGAGAAAAAGAUCCCGGAGAAGAAUCUGAUGUUGGGUACCACGCUCAUUGUGGUUUAUUUCACUGUGGUUCUUCAGGGAAUCACAAUGAAACCACUGGUUCAAUGGCUGAAUGUUAAAAGGUCAACGCAGUCUGAUCUGACACUGAAUGGAAAGGCGAACAACAGGGUAUUCGAGCAUGUAGUGACAGCAAUGGAAGACAUCUGUGGACGAAUGGGAGAUAACUGGUGGACCAGAAAUUGGAACUACUUUGAGAACAAAUACAUCUGCUGGUUACUAAUGAAGAAAGAGGCAAGAAAGAUAAAUGAUAAAAUUUUAGGUGCCUUCCACACGCUCAAUAUGGAGGACGCCAGAAAUUACGUCAUUGAGAAUGAAAAAAAAGGAUCUCUGGAGUUUAUUCGUAAUUAUGACGCAGCCAGUGUAGACUUUAAAAAGAAGCUCGCUUUAGACUACGCAGACAUCAUGCCCGACAUCAUGGCUGACAUGUCAGAUUACGACUUUAACAUCGAAAACGUUCCUGUGACCUCUGUCAUAAGGAACCCGGUUCCCUCGGUAUCCAUGGACAUUCAUGAACAGGACAUGAGGAACAUGAAUGGAGAACUCAAUGCCCAUCAUCUUCUAGAGCAGCACUUGUACAAGAGCAGGACACAUAACCGUCCCACAUACAGCCGCAGUCACUAUAACACUACACAGAACCCGGAGGAGGUUCAGGAGAUCUUCCAGAGGACCAUGAGGAACCGACUGGAGUCCUUCAAAGCCACAAAGAGAAGUGUCAGCCCUGCCAACAAAAAAAUCUCCAAACAUUCCAAGAAUGACUCAACAAUGAAGACAAAUGGAAAGCCUGUAGACCCUCACAGAACCCAUCCACUUGGAGAUGAAGAUUUUGAGUUUUCUGCAGACAGUGCCUCAAGCAGUGAAGCUGCUGCUAAUUUUCCCGGAAGAAGCAAAAACAGAUCUGGAGCUGGUAUAGACAAUCCUGCAUUCAUCCAUGAGAUGGACACCUCUUUUCCUAUGAGAAACCCACCGUGGCAAACCGGAACCAGCAUGAAUCUGGCCCCGUCCCAGAGGGCCGAGGGACGACUGCCCUGGACACCCACCGACCUCACACGUCUAUCACCAAUGAUGGCUGAUGCUUCUGUGGAUGAAGAGGCACCUGAGAAACAUGAGGAUAAACCUGGAUCACAUAACACCAGAUUAUAAUCCAAAAAAUAUUCCCAUUCGCCAACAUUAAUUUUCCAUGUAUCUGAUUAGAUUCAUGUUAUUAUGUGACCAGAGAUUUGAAUCUCCGUGACAUUGACAGUAUAUACAGUACACACACAGCAUUAAAAGGAUAGCUCACCCAAAAAAUUUUUAUCUGCCAUAAUUUACUCUCCCUCGUGUCAUUUCCUUUGCAUGGAAGAGUAAAUGACACCUAGCGGAUUUCCAAACUGUCUUUUCAUACAAUGAAAGUAAACGGUGACCUCAGUCAUCCCAUUUGUUUUCAUGGUAUGGAAAAAGCGAUAGCAUGAACACCUUUUGGGUUCUGCAGAAAGAAAAUCAUAUUGAAAUUAAUUGACAUGAAUGUAAGUGUAUAUGUAGAUAAUCUUUGUUUUUGGCGAAUUCCCCAGGUACUUUGAAGUUCUUCAUUUACCUUCUCUAAAAUGUUUUGCCAUGCUUAUUGUUGGUAAAGAAAACAAAAUACAGAGGUGAUGUAUAAGCUGUCAAUAAAGUACUUAUGUUAGAUGUUAUAGAGCAGACAGCUCUUUUAAAUACACAUUGUGGUGGAGACUGUAAUGGCACUUUAAUGACCGCAUGCAAUAAAACGGAUCACUUUAAUGGUGGCCAGAUUUGUCUUGUCCAAAGUUAUGUGGCAUAUUUCGAGCACUCUGCAUAAUUUGACCCUUUACUGGCUAAAAUAUAAAAUUAUUUUUUACUAUAUUAUUGGUCUAUUGGUGGUAAAAAAAAUGUUUUGCUUAAUACUAUCAUAAUAUAAAGUCUGACUAUUCUGCAUUUCUGUAAUCUUACAAUGGUUCGUUACUUAAUCAUUGAUUUUACCAUAAAUUAUUUUUUGGCACAAUUAAACACAUUAAAAUAAGUAAUGUAUAAUAAUAAUAAAAAAAUCUUUAUAAAUUGACAUACAUUCCACUCUUGAAGUCUUAAGCUUUGUUUUACAUUUUGUUUUAAUUUAUGUUAAAACAUUUUUUUGGAACAAAUUCAAGCAGUAAAAGUCUGAAUGUUGCAAAUGAGCGAAUAAACACUGUAAUAAAGGUGUAUUCAGUGUGAUUUCUGUGUCAAAACAAAGUCAAUAAUGCAAAAU
Molecule: messenger RNA, 3814 nt
Organism: Triplophysa rosa
Lineage: Eukaryota; Metazoa; Chordata; Actinopteri; Cypriniformes; Nemacheilidae
Gene: slc9a3.2
Product: solute carrier family 9 member A3, tandem duplicate 2
Exons: 16
Coding region: 193-2718 (841 amino acids)
Biological process (GO): proton transmembrane transport; regulation of pH; sodium ion transport
Cellular component (GO): apical plasma membrane; brush border membrane
Molecular function (GO): sodium:proton antiporter activity
Source: RefSeq, a predicted model, not a curated record